AAAAAAAAAAACCAUUGUGUGAAAAAUACAUAAAACGGUCUGCGAUUUUGCUUUCUCAAAUCCCAAACGCACACUUGACAUUCUUCCAUCGUUUAUUUACUUUUCUUAUUUUCUAUUUGAAUGAUUUUUUGAUUACGGGAGAAAUCAAAAAAUUACGAGGAAAAGAAAAGAAAAGAAACCGAAAUCACAUUCCAUGGCAUUUCACAUCGCUUGCCCAAUUACAUGCAAGCGGGUCUGCUGCUGCACUCUUGGGUUUCCUCAGAAGCUUCAGAGCGAGAAGGGGAAGAAAGAUUUCUUGGAGGGGAUUUUUAGGGUUGAGGAAUUCUUGAACGAUCCGUGGUCGGUAAGGGCUCGACAGAAAGGUACUGUUCAGGUUGCGGUUCCUCGAAUUGUUUCUUCGGCUCCUCCGGUGGUGAUUGCUAUAGCUGAUGGGGCUGCGGUUGGAGAUGCGGAUGGGGAGGAGAUUUUGUCUGCUCAGAGAAAAAGAGUUGCGAUGCAGAAGAAAGCGGUUGCUGCGUCGUUGGCCGCCGAGGAUUAUGCUUGGAGGUUUGAAACCGGAGCUUUGGCGGGUGCUUCUAAAGAAGCAGUUCAAGAUAUUGUUGGAGAAGAACUUGGUUCUUCAACCAUCAACAUAAUGUGUCGAUUAUGCUUUUGUGGUGAAAACGAAGGAAGUGAGAGAGCAGUGAGGAUGCUUCCAUGCAAAAUUUGUGGCAAGAAGUAUCAUAGGAACUGCCUGAAAAAUUGGGCCCAGUAUAGAGAUUUAUUUCAUUGGAGUUCAUGGGCCUGCCCCUCUUGCCGAACUUGUGAGAUAUGUAGAAAAACUGGAGAUCCAAAUAAAUUUUUGUUCUGUAAAAGGUGUGAUGGUGCCUGCCAUUGCUACUGCCAGCAGCCUUCACAUAAGAAUGUAAGUGCUGGACCUUAUCUGUGCCCAAAGCAUACUAGGUGUCACAGCUGUGGAUCCAAUGUUUCUGGAAGUGGACUAAGUACAAGGUGGUUUCUUGGGUAUACUUGCUGUGAUGCUUGUGGGAGAUUGUUUGUGAAGGGGAAAUAUUGUCCUGUUUGUUUGAAG
Molecule: messenger RNA, 1069 nt
Organism: Macadamia integrifolia
Lineage: Eukaryota; Viridiplantae; Streptophyta; Magnoliopsida; Proteales; Proteaceae
Product: histone-lysine N-methyltransferase 2C-like
Source: RefSeq, a predicted model, not a curated record